AUGGGCCUCUUAUUCCUUGGGACGCCUCUCUCAUGGGAUGAGGCUAAGCACUAUGCCGAUCACGUCAGGACCCAUGGAAUAACGCAAUUCUUGCACAUAUGGGAUUGUCUCAAGGAUAGAUGUGGAGAUGAACUGUUGUGGGGCGACGAGAUAGAAUACAUGGUCGUUCAGUUCGACGAUCAAGAGAAGAAUGCAAAGCUCUCUCUACGGCAGACCGAGAUCCUAGCGAAAUUGCAGGCCAUCGUGAGCGACAUCGCUACCGAUGCUAGCAAGGCGGACUCCGUACCUACUUUCCACCCUGAGUAUGGCCGCUACAUGUUGGAAUCUACUCCUGGUGCCCCAUACACCGGAUGUCUCCGUGACCUCCUCUCAGUAGAGAGCAAUAUGCGUUAUCGGCGACAUUUGGCUCGCAAGUACUUGAAGGAAAACGAGAUUCCUUUCACGUUGACUUCGUACCCACGACUGGGUGUCCCUGGAGUGUUCACGGAGCCUUACUUCGAUCCUAAGAAUGCGGUUUCAAGUCAUAGUCUUUUUGUGCCCGAAGAAAUCACAAACCCUCAUGCACGUUUCCCGACACUGACCGCAAACAUCCGGCGGAGACGCAGUUCCAAGGUAGCGAUCAAUCUUCCAUUGUUCAUCGACGAACAUACUCCGCGUCCGUUUGUCGAUCCAACCAUACCCUGGCAGCGUAGCAUAUAUUCAGAAGAUGCCGAAGCCAAGAAUGGUGCUGCCCUGAUUGAUCACAUUUAUAUGGACGCUAUGGCAUUCGGCAUGGGGUGUAGCUGUCUCCAGAUCACGUUCCAGUCUUGCAAUAUUGCCGAGGCGAGACGAUUGUACGAUGCGCUUGUGCCUGUUGCUCCGCUUAUGCUGGCAUUGACCGCAGCUAGCCCCCUCUGGCGUGGUUAUAUUGCUGAUGUGGAUUGUCGUUGGGAUGUCGUUGCAGGCAGCGUCGACGAUCGCACAGACGAGGAACGUGGACUCAAGCCUCUGAAGCAUGACAGAUUCAGAAUUCCGAAGUCCCGCUAUGGCAGUGUAAGCUUGUACAUAUCGGAGAGCUGGUUGAAUCGCCCGGAGUACAAUGACAUUGACGCCCCGCAUGACGAAGCAAUCUUCCAGCGCUUGAAAAAGCACGGCAUUGACAACUUGCUCGCGAGGCAUAUCGCCCACCUCUUCAUCCGCGACCCUCUCGUCGUCUUCUCAGAGACAAUUGUUCAAGAUGAUACCACCAGUAACGACCACUUCGAGAACAUUCAGUCGACUAAUUGGCAGACUAUCCGGUUCAAGCCACCUCCGGUGAAUACUUCCAUCGGUUGGCGGGUUGAAUUCCGCUCCAUGGAGGUCCAGAUGACAGACUUUGAGAACGCUGCUUUUGCGAUAUUCGUUGUUCUCCUUUCUCGCGCUAUCCUCAGCCACAAUUUGAACCUUUACAUCCCGAUAUCGAAGGUUGACGAAAACAUGGCAAGAGCACAGAAGAGAGAUGCUGUCGGGUCUCAGAAGUUCUAUUUCCGCAAAUCCAUGAUCCUCCCCGGGGACGUGUCGCCAUCUUCAAGCGUCUGCUCUUCUGGCGCUACUACACCCGUGGACCCUCACCGUACCAAUGGCAUACCCAAGAAGGACAGAAUUCUCCGCAAUUGUUUUCCUCUAGUCCCUAAGCCGGAGGAUGGCGUUCUUGAUGGAUCGAUUGAGGAUGAAUACACUGAGAUGACUAUCCAAGAGAUCAUGAACGGGAAGACUGACACUUUUCCUGGGCUUAUCCCUCUCGUGUAUGCGUACCUUGAGACCUUGGAUGUCAGUGAAGAAGAACGACAUCAAUUCGAUCAGUAUCUGGAUCUUAUCAGACGCAGAUCAGACGGAUCUCUCAAGACAGGCGCAUCAUGGGUACGCGACUUCGUGCGCUCUCACCCUGCAUAUAAGCUCGACUCCGUCGUGAAUCAGGAAAUCAACUACGACCUCAUGGUGGCAGCGGACGAAAUUGAACGGGGUGUGAGGAAGGCCCCUGGAUUUUUACCGACACAGGACUAG
This is a messenger RNA of Sparassis crispa, 2022 nucleotides long. Its product is annotated as Glutamate--cysteine ligase. The record is from RefSeq and is a predicted model, not a curated record. Gene Ontology annotation, molecular function: glutamate-cysteine ligase activity. Gene Ontology annotation, cellular component: glutamate-cysteine ligase complex. The transcript is spliced from 14 exons. Gene Ontology annotation, biological process: glutathione biosynthetic process. Bases 1 to 2022 code for a protein of 673 amino acids. NCBI's taxonomy places the organism in Eukaryota, Fungi, Basidiomycota, Agaricomycetes, Polyporales, Sparassidaceae.